CUGUAAGCCCCAGGCCUGGCUGUGUACCCACUUGUCCCUGCGAGCCAUGAGCCGACUCCGGGUUGCACGCCUCAGGCCGUUGGAGCUUCUGCUGCCACUGCUACCGCUGCUGCUUGGGACGCGGCCCCACGGCAGUCCAGGCCCACUGCAGUGCUACAGCGUCGGCCCCUUGGGAAUCCUGAACUGCUCUUGGGAACCUCUGGACGACCUGGAGACUCCGCCUGUGCUGUAUCACCAGAGUCAGAAAUACCAUCCCAAUAGAAUCCGGGAGGUGAAGGCGCCUUCCAGGCAGAGCUGGGUGACCAUUCCCCGGGAACAGUUCACCAUGGCUGACAAACUCCUCAUCUGGGGGACACAAGAGGGACAACCUCUCUGGUCCCCUGUCUUUGUGGACCUGGAGACCCAAAUGAAGCCAGACACCCCACAGUUCUUCUCUCUUGUGGACAUUUCUAAAGAAGCAACCCUGGAGGCCACUGUGCAGUGGGCACCGCCUGUGUGGCCACGGCAUAAAGCUCUCAUCUGUCAGUUCCAGUACAGGGAAUGCCGGGCUGAAGAGUGGACCCAGCUGGAGCCACAGCUGAACACAGAUGGGCUGACUCCUGUUGAGAUGCAGAACCUGGAACCUGGCACCAGCUACCAGGUGUCCGGCCGCUGCCAGGUGGAGAAUGGAUAUCCAUGGGGCGAGUGGAGUCCGGCCCUGUCCUUCCAGACGCCAUUCUUGGCUCCUGAAGAUGUGUGGGUAUCGGGGACCGUCUGUGAAACAUCUGGCAAACGGGCAGCCCUGCUUGUCUGGAAGGACCCAGGACCCUGUGUGCAGGUGACUUACACAGUCUGGUUUGGGGUUGGAGCUAUUACUACAACUCAAGAAGAGGUUCCGUGCUGCAUGUCCCCUAUCCCUGCACGGAUGGAGUGGGCUGCGGUCUCUCCUGGCAACAACACUAGCUGGGCGCCUCCCACCAACCUGUCUCUGGUGUGCUCAGCUCCAGAGUCUGUCCCCCAUGAUGUGGCAGUCAGUAGUACUGACGGGAGCCCAGGGAUAAAAGUGACCUGGAAACAAGGAACCAAGACACCGUGGGAGUACGUGGUGGACUGGGCUCAAGAUGGUGACAGCCUGGACAAGCUAAACUGGAUCCGUCUCCCCCCUGGAAACCUUAGCACUUUGUUACCAGGGGAUUUCAAAGAAGGGGUCCCCGGGGUCCCCUAUCGAAUUACAGUGACUGCAGUGUACUCUGGAGGCUUAGCUGCUGCACCCUCGGUCUGGGGAUUCCUAGAGGAAUUAGUACCCCUUGCUGGGCCAGCAGUUUGGCGACUCCCAGAUGACCCCCCAGGGACACCUGUUGUAGCAUGGGGAGAGGUACCAAGACACCAGCUCCGAGGCCAGGCUACUCACUACACCAUCUGCAUACAGAGCAGAGGCAUCCCCACAACCUGCAUGAAUGUGAGCAGUCAAACCCAAACUGUCACUCUGUCCAGUCUUCAACCGGGUUCCUUCAAGCUGUGGGUGAUGGUGUCCACCGUUGCAGGACAGGGCCCACCUGGUCCCAGCCUUUCGCUUCACCUACCAGAUAACAGGAUCAGGUGGAAAGUUCUGCCCUGGGUUCUGUCCCUGUGGGGCUUGCUUCUGGUGGGCUGUGGACUGAACCUGGCCAGUACCAGGUGCUUACACCAGCGAUACAAGUUGUUUCCCCACUGGAUCUGGGAGACGGUUCCUGACCCUGCCAACAGCAGUUCUGGGCAACCUUACAUGAAGGAGGUGAGCCUGCCCCAACCACCCAAGGAAGGACCCAUCCUGGAGGUGGAGGAAAUGGAGCUACAGCCUGUUGUGGAAUCCCCUAAAGCCCCUGCCCCAAUUUACUCUGGGUAUGAGAAGCACUUCCUGCCCACACCGGAGGAGCUAGGCCUUCUGAGCCCUCCAGCUCCCAGGUUCUAGCCUGUUCUGCUUCAGGCUAGGGGCUAUAUCCCUGUCUUGGGUUAGACUUUUUUAUUUUUAGUUUUCUGAGACAGGAUCUCACUAUGGCUGGCCUGGAAUUCACAGAGACUCACCUGGCUCUGCCUCCCAAGGACUGAAAAGAAAGGAGUGUGCCUCCCUGCCCGACCAGCUUUUGCUCUCCUUGCCUCUGGGUCUUUGGCAUCUGUCUGUUACUGCAGAAGAAUCAAUGCCCUUACAGCCACAACCCCAUCGCUGUUAUUUCCUCGUUGUGUCAGAGGCCUGAUAGGUAGCCAAGGCUGGCCUCGAACUUGUGAUCCUCAUGCUGCAGCGUCUCUAGUGCUGGGAUUACAGGUGUGCGUCAACUCAUCCAGUCACAACCUCUGAAUCUAGUAAGGUCAACUUCCAAGCAGGGUAUGAGGGAUGAUUUGAAAGACACGCUCAAGGGCCCGAAGCAGUUAAGAGCCCAUGUUUUCUUGCAGUAGACCAAAGUUUGGUUCCCUGCCUUUGCAGAGGACCCGCGUUCAGUUUCCAGCACCCACAGGGCAGUUCAGAAUCACCUGUAACUCCAGGUCCAGGGAAUCCAGUGCCCUCUCCUGGCUUCUGUGAUCCCUGCAUGCACAUGGUUACUUAUGUACCGACAAAACACUCACACACAUAAAAUAAAAAUAAAUAAAUAAAUAAAAGAUAAAUAAUAAAUCUUUUUUUCUCAAA
Molecule: messenger RNA, 2641 nt
Organism: Mastomys coucha (southern multimammate mouse)
Lineage: Eukaryota; Metazoa; Chordata; Mammalia; Rodentia; Muridae
Gene: Il27ra
Product: interleukin 27 receptor subunit alpha
Exons: 14
Coding region: 47-1930 (627 amino acids)
Biological process (GO): positive regulation of activated T cell proliferation; cytokine-mediated signaling pathway
Cellular component (GO): external side of plasma membrane; interleukin-23 receptor complex; interleukin-12 receptor complex
Molecular function (GO): interleukin-23 binding; interleukin-27 receptor activity; interleukin-12 receptor binding
Source: RefSeq, a predicted model, not a curated record